GGCCCCAACACCAAAGGGGCGGUGCUGACGCCAGCGGAGGCGGAAAUCAGUCCCUGGUUCCGGCUUCUGUCCCCUGGGCGGGAUUCCAGCGCAGGCGCAGUGUUUCGGGGGCAGAGACUCACGGCCCAGCCUCUGCGAGGCUACCCGCUUGCGCCCGGGUUACCCGGGACCUUACCCAAGUGAUGCCCCGCUAUUGCGCCGCGAUUUGCUGUAAAAACCGCCGAGGACGAAACACUAAAGACCGGAAGCUGAGCUUUUACCCAUUUCCUCUCCAUGACAAAGAAAGACUUGAAAAGUGGUUAAAGAAUAUGAAACGGGAUUCUUGGGUUCCCAGUAAAUACCAGUUCCUGUGUAGUGACCAUUUUACUCCUGAUUCUCUUGACAUCAGAUGGGGUGUUCGUUAUUUAAAACAAACUGCAAUUCCAACAAUAUUUUCUUUGCCUGAAGACUGUCAGGGAAAGGACCCUUCCAAAAAAAAAUCUCAGAAGAAGAAAUUGGAAGAUGAGAAUGAAGUAUUUCUAAAAGCCAAGUCAGAAAAAUCAUUUCUAUCAAAUGAGGCAAAGAAAAAUACAGUUAACACAGAUGUGCUCCCUGAACGUGCAGAAUUACUUGAUUCAUAUGCCAUAGUGAAUCCACCAGCUCCAAAAACAGAAAGUAUGCAGAGUAACGUAGUAACUCUUAAUCUAAUUAAACAUGGUACCAAAAAUCCACAGUCUACCUUGAAAACAUCAGUCAACCACGAUUUAGGUAGAAGUAGUUUUAAUGAGAAUCAAAAUUCUACAACUAUUACUUUGACAACUUCAGAUUCAGAAGGUAUUCAGCAGUCUUUGGAAACCCACGAAGUGCUUGAAAUAACUACCGAUCAUCUUGUUGAUCCAAACCUUACAAAUAAUUCCAUGGAAAUUAAUUCACAGGAAAAUCCUUUCUUAUUUAGCACAAUCAAUCAUGCAGUUGAAGAAUUAAACACAAACAAAGAGUCUCUUAUUGCCAUUUUUGUACCCACAGAAAAUUCAAAACCUGUUGAUUCUUUUACACCAAUCCAAAAAGAAACCAUGGAAAUGGAAGAUAGAGAUACUGAAGACUCCUUAUAUAAGGAUGUAGAUCAUGGGGCAGAAGUUUUGCAAAUUGAUCAUUCUUACUGCAGACAAGACAUAAAUGAACAUUUAUGGCAAAAAGUCUCUAAGCUACAUUCAAAGAUAACUCUCCUUGAGCUACAGGAACAAAAAACUCUAGGAAGGUUGAAGUCUUUGGAAGCACUUAUAAGCCAGCUAAAACAGGAAAACUGGCUGUCUGAGGAAAAUGUCAAAAUUAUAGAAAAUCAUUUCACAACAUAUGAAGUCACUAUGAUAUAAAAAGGUUUUUCAAGCUAUGGUUUUUAUUAAUAAGCUUUUGCCAGUUAAACCAAAAUGGGAACUUCUUCCUCUAAAAAUAGAAGUUCUCACCUUAAGCUAUAAACAUACUCUAAUAUCAUGAUAUUCUGAAAAUGCACAUUAGUAACAAAAAUUUGAGAGGUCUUGAGCUGCAAUGAAAAACAAUUUUAUUACUUGAUAAUUUCCCAAAGUUACUGUGGCCAGGCGGGGUCACACCGGUAAUCCCAGCACACGGAAGCUGAGGCAGGAGGAUUACUGUGAGUUAGAGACCAGC
This is a messenger RNA of Fukomys damarensis (Damara mole-rat), 1644 nucleotides long. It is a transcript of the gene Thap5, whose product is annotated as THAP domain containing 5. The transcript is spliced from 3 exons. Bases 183 to 1352 code for a protein of 389 amino acids. Gene Ontology annotation, cellular component: nucleus. NCBI's taxonomy places the organism in Eukaryota, Metazoa, Chordata, Mammalia, Rodentia, Bathyergidae. The record is from RefSeq and is a predicted model, not a curated record.